AUGGAGAUAUUUGGUCUUGUGGACGUGCCACUAAAUCUCCUUCUGGCCAUAGCGGCGGCUGUACUGGUCUAUAAAUACGGCACCCGGAACUAUGAUUACUUCAAGAAGCAGGGCAUCCCUGGACCAACACCCUACCCUAUUAUUGGAAGCAGCCUUAGCUUUUUGAUCUUCUCCAAGUUCUACUCCUGGAAACAGCAGUAUGGAAACAUCUUUGGGAUCUUUAUAGGAAAGGUCCCAGCCUUAGUCAUUUCCGAUCUGGACAUUCUAAAUGAGGUCUUUGUCAAAAGUUUCAACGUUUUCAGAAACCGGAUGAAAUCCAUUAUCAUACCGUACCCAUUCAGUUUGUCUGUGUUUUACCUUGACAACGCCCAGUGGAAGAGAGUCAGAGACAUCAUCUCCCCAACCUUCAGCAGCGCCAAACUGAGGAUGAUGUGUGUUGCCAUCAACGAUUGCGCAAAGACUCUUUCUAACAACUUAUCAAAUGCGGCUGAGAAGAAAAAAGGGGUUACUGUCAAAGAAUACUUUGGAGCGUACACGAUGGAUGUCAUUUCAAGAACUGCCUUUGGUAUAAAGGUCGAUUCUCAAAACGAGUUUGAUAACCCUUUUGUCGCUCAUGCUAAAGAAAUGCUUGAACAAUCAAACAUGAGAAGAUUGUCAUCAAUGCUAGCAGGUCUGUCGACAGAUGAAAUAGUUGCCCAAAGCAUACUUUUCUUCAUUGCCGGAUACGAAACGACGGCUUCAACGCUUGACUUUUUGUCCUACAGCCUUGCCACGAACCCGGAUGUCCAAGAAAAGGCACACAGUGAAAUCGAACAAGAGUUGGAAAAUGAACCAAAUUACGACAACAUAAAGAAACUGAAGUAUCUGGACAACGUCAUCACCGAGACGCUCAGACUCUACCCACCAGUUAUUGCGUUACAUCGGAGAGCGUCUGAGACGUUUCAGAUUAAGGGCUUGACAAUCCCCAAGAAUCAAACUGUCCUUAUCCCCACGUUCGCCCUGCAAAGAGACCCUCGGCUCUUCAAGGAUCCAGAUUCCUUCAAACCAGAAAGACAUGAUGAACAGUCCAAUCCACUUUCCUUCCUAGCCUUUGGACAUGGCCCGAGGAAAUGUCUUGGAAUGCGUCUAGCCCUGGUUCAGGCUAAAAUAGCUCUGGUUCAUGUUCUGAGAACUGUGAAGUUUGAACGAAUGCCAGACACGCCGGUUGGGAAGGUCUCCACAGUCUUCAACCCAAUGAACCACACGGAUGACUAG
Haliotis rufescens (red abalone) is the source of this 1254-nucleotide messenger RNA. RefSeq names its product cytochrome P450 3A29-like. The record is from RefSeq and is a predicted model, not a curated record. The coding region runs from base 1 to 1254 and encodes 417 amino acids. The transcript is spliced from 12 exons. Lineage: Eukaryota; Metazoa; Mollusca; Gastropoda; Lepetellida; Haliotidae. Gene Ontology annotation, molecular function: iron ion binding; oxidoreductase activity, acting on paired donors, with incorporation or reduction of molecular oxygen; heme binding.